CCCGGGGCAGAGUCCCCCUGCGUCGGCGACACAGUGCUCCCGGGGCAGCAUCCCCUCUCCGCAGGGCGUGGCACUUCCACGCCUCCACGAUCUGCUCCACCUACAGGGCAUGCGGGUCACCGCGGGGCCCUGCCUCUUCCCGGAAGACGCUGGGCAGGGCCGCGCCCCCCGCUCCGGGUCCCCACGUUGCGGAGUUGGUCUGAGCCUGGUUCCCCGCGUUCUCACCGGGAUGAACGGCUCUCGCCGGUUCUGCUCUUCCAGGGCGCUCAGCUCCGCCGGGGCCAGCAAGGCCAGCCUCAGCUCUCGCACCACCGGGGCCGCCACCUCGGCCACAGGCCUCUCCAGCACCGCCUGCGAAAGGCAGCACUGAGCCCGGGCGUGGCGGGAGCACCCGCCCCACCUCCCGCUCGCCAGGUUUUUGCUGCCCGUGCCGCCUUCAGCUCCCUGGGGGUCCCCAGAUCCCACUCACUGCGCCCACGCGCGCCCAGCUCCGGGCUGCCCGGACCAGCUCAACCUCGUCCACGCAGAGCUUGUCGCUGCGCAGCAGGGGAAGCAGCGCAGCGGCCGACAGCUCCACGAAGCCGCGGGUCCGGAGCGCCUCCUGUGGGCCGGCGAACGGGUCAGGCCAGCUGGGCCAGGGCUGUGGAGCCAGGAAAGCUCCGAGACCAAAGGCUGCAGCCCUUAACCCUUUAAGCACCUAGGAACCCACGAAGCUCUGGACUGUUUGAUCCACUUGUUCCAAAAACAGAACAGGCCCAUGGCUGGCAAGACUCUACCCCCAGGACGCCAGGAAGGACACCAGGAGGAGACUGCCAAAGAUUUGGGGCCGAAACUACCACCAGUACGACCCCCUGGUCACCUGCCCAGCAUUGAUGAGGCUCGACCCGCAGCUGUGGGCCCCGCCUCCCGCCGUGGCUCUGUGAUGGCUCUAGCCACAUCCUUCUCACGCCGCAACUCACUGGCUGGGCCAGCCACUGGUCCUGGAGGUCGGCGACAAUCCCUGGGCCCAGUGCCCCCUCUAGGCUCACGGGUCAGCUUCUCAGGGUUGCCCCUGGCGCCAGUCCGUCAGGUAGCACCCUCCUACCGCAUGGAGCCUGCACCUGGGGAAUGUUGGGAGGCUGCCCGUGCACAGCGUGCUCUGGAGGCAGUCUUGGAUGCGGGGCUGCGCGACGCUUCCUACUCUGGCGCGGAGGCUGGGCAGCUGACUCGAGAGCUGUGCGAGCAGGUGCGUGUGCGCCUGCGGGAGUUCAGCCCACCACGCUAUAAGCUUGUGUGCAGCGUGGUGCUGGGGCCACGCACCGGCCAGGGCGUGCGUGUGGUCAGCCGCGCGCUCUGGGAUGCAGCACGCGAUGGGCUGGUUUCUGCUGCCUUCACCAACGCUUCCCUUUUUGCGGUGGCCACUGUCCAUGGGCUCUAUUGCGAGUAAGCAGGCCUCCGAGUUCUGCAAAAGGUUUAUUAUCCCAGAAGGAGCCCCCCCUGGGGCUCACAUCCCAAUAAAUAAAUGUCUGUCAAUAAAUAA
Sciurus carolinensis (gray squirrel) is the source of this 1519-nucleotide messenger RNA. RefSeq names its product dynein light chain Tctex-type 4 (gene Dynlt4). The record is from RefSeq and is a predicted model, not a curated record. Lineage: Eukaryota; Metazoa; Chordata; Mammalia; Rodentia; Sciuridae. Gene Ontology annotation, molecular function: dynein intermediate chain binding. The transcript has 4 exons. Gene Ontology annotation, cellular component: cytoplasm; cytoplasmic dynein complex. Gene Ontology annotation, biological process: microtubule-based movement. Bases 758 to 1426 code for a protein of 222 amino acids.